Molecule: messenger RNA, 663 nt
Organism: Penicillium coprophilum
Lineage: Eukaryota; Fungi; Ascomycota; Eurotiomycetes; Eurotiales; Aspergillaceae
Exons: 4
Coding region: 1-663 (220 amino acids)
Source: RefSeq, a predicted model, not a curated record
AUGGCCGCUCCUCAAGUGAUUACCAUUGAAAAUCUCAACGGUCACUGGGUCCUGAACAAAGAUCUAUCUAGCGAAGCAGACCCUGUUCUAAAACUACAAAAAGUACCAUGGUUACUCCGCAAAGCAUUCAAAUUCGCAACAAUAUACAUCCAAGUCACCCAAUACGAAACACCCUCUGAGACAACCCAACCAUCAACAAACAUCGACUUCCUCCAAACAGCCACAGCAGGUCUAGCCGAAACCAAAGAAGAGCGCGUGUUAGAUUGGAAAAUAUCAGACCACGAGGAUUACUUCUUCGGCCAGGUCCACGCUCAGAGUGAAUUGGUUCAUGGUGUCACUGACACAGAUGGAAUUGCUAGGCCUGGAUUUGAGCUUAAGACGGCUAAUGCCAAUCGAGAGAUAGAGAAAUACCUGCGAGGUGAGGUCGAGGCGGAUGGGAGGAAAUCUGGAGGGUUUAUUGUUGAGGAUUCGAUGGCCGAGGGUGGGCUUUGGGUACAUACAUUUGAGAGGAAUGAUAAGUCUGGAUGGACGGCUGAGCAAAUUUGGGGAUUUGAGAUGUUUGGGGGUGAGAGAUACUUCUCUCGUCGGGUGGUGGUUAUGACGACGAAGGGGGAAUACAUGUGUGGGAGGAUUGUGUUUGAUUUUGUCAAGCAUCGAGACUAA